UGCAGCAGCUGGUGUGUUUGUACUAAACUGAAUCAUCUAUCUUUAAUAAUGGAAUCAGCAGAAGAGGGACACGACACCGCCAUGGAUCUACAACAUGAAGAAUUCCAGAAGAUUCUAAUAAAAGAGGAAGAAGAUGAAGAUGAGGAUGAUUAUUUCUUCUGUGAAAGAUCUUUAAUCCCUGUGGAAGUCAUCUCUGAGGAACACCUCACCCCAGUGGAUCAACAGUGUGGAGGUUUCCAGAUGAAGGAAGAACCUGAAGAUACAAAUGAACUCACCCAAAAUCAGCUCCACAAUCACAUCAAGAGCUGCAGUGAUGAUAAAUAUGAUGCGCUGGUGAAAUCUGAGACUGAACAUGAGGAUCUGACGCCCACCAGAAGCUCCAGUAAUCAGCAAACGUCCUCUGAUCCUGUCAGCAUUGACACGUCUCACCAGGGGAAACGGCAAGAAGGAAACGUCUGCUCACAUUGUGGAAAGACCUUUAGGUCCACGAGUGACCUUAGAAUACACCGGCGCAUUCACACUGAAGAGAAACCGUAUCCGUGCUUACAGUGUGGGAAGCGUUUUAAUACACAGAGUGCUUUAAAAAAACACCAGCGCAUUCACACUGGAGAGAAACCGUAUCAGUGCUCACAGUGUGGGAAGAGCUUCAGGUCCACGAGUGACCUCAGAAUACACAGGCGCAUUCACACUGGAGAGAAACCAUAUCAAUGCUUACAGUGUGGGAAGCGUUUUAAUACACAGAGUGCUUUAAAAAAACACCAGAGCAUUCACACUGGAGAGAAACCGUAUCAGUGCUCACAGUGUGGGAAGAGUUUUAGGCAACAGAGUUACCUCAAAGAACACCAGCGCAUUCACACUGGAGAAAAACCAUAUCAGUGCCCACAGUGUGGGAAGAGUUUUAAUGCACAGAGUGGUCUCAAGACUCACCAGCGCAUUCACACUGGAGAGAAACCGUAUAUGUGCUUACAGUGUGGAAAGAGUUUUAAUACACCGGGUCAUCUUAAAAUUCACCAGCACAUUCACACUGGGAAGAAACCGUAUCAGUGCUCACAGUGCGGGAAAAGCUUUAAUCAACAGAGUCAUCUCAAACAACACCAGCGCACUCACACUGGAGAGAAACCGUAUCCAUGCUCACAGUGUGGGAAGAGUUUUAAUACACCGGUUUAUCUUAAAAUCCACCAGCGCAUUCACACUGGAGAGAAACCGUAUCAGUGCUUACAAUGUGGGAAGAGCUUUAAGCAACAGAGUCAUCUCAAGCCACACCAGCGCAUUCACACUGGAGAGAAACCGUAUCAGUGCUCACAGUGUGGGAAAUGCUUCGCUUAUUUAUCAACUUUUAAGAAACACAAGUGUGACACAUUCGAUUUAAUAAUGCAGUCAGCAGAAGAGAGACACGACACCGCCAUGGAUCUACAACAUGAAGAAUUCCAGAAGAUACUAAUAAAAGAGGAAGAAGAUGAAGAUGAGGACGAUUAUUUCUUCUGUGAAAGAUCUUUAAUCCCUGUGGAAGUCAUCUCUGAGGAACACCUCACCCCAGUGGAUCAACAGUGUGGAGGUUUCCAGAUGAAGGAAGAACCUGAAGAUACAGAUGAACUCACACAAAAUCACAUCAACAGCUGCAGUGAUGAUAAAUAUGAUGAUGCGCUGGUGAAAUCUGAGACUGAACAUGAGGAUCUGACGCCCACCAGAAGCUCCAGUAAUCAGCAAACGUCCUCUGAUCCUGUCAGCAUUAACACGUCUCACCAGGGGAAACAGAACGAAGGGAAAGUCUGCUCACAUUGUGGGAGGAGCUUCAGGUCCACGAGUGCUCUCAAAACACACCAGCGCAUUCAUACUGGAGAGAAGCCGUAUCAGUGCUUACAGUGUGGGAAGAGUUUUAAUCAACAGAGUACUCUUAAAAAACACCAGCGCAUUCACACUGGAGAGAAACCGUAUCAGUGUUCACAGUGUGGGAAGAGUUUUAGUCAACAGGGUACACUCAAAAAUCACCAGCACAUUCACACUGGAGAGAAGCCGUAUCAGUGCUCACAGUGCGGGAAGUGUUUUAAUCAUCAAACAAAGCUCAAAACACACCAGCGCAUUCACACUGGAGAGAAACCACACAGCUGCUCACAGUGUGGGAAGAGUUUCAAUCAAAAGAGUGAUCUCAAAACACACCAGCGCAUUCACACUGGUGAGAAACCGUAUCAGUGCUCCCAGUGUGAAAAGAGUUUUAUUCAACAGAGUAGUCUCAUAACACACCAGCGCAUUCACACCGGAGAGAAACCGUAUCAGUGCUCGCAGUGUGGACAGAGUUUUAAUCGGCAAAGUAGUCUCAAAAAACACCAGCGCGUUCACACUGGAGAGAAACCCUAUCAGUGCUCACAGUGUGGGAAAUAUUUAGCUUAUUUAUCGACCCUUAAGAAACACAAGUGUGACAUCACAAUGUACCAAAUAAACUAACGGUUUAAUUAAG
This is a messenger RNA of Trichomycterus rosablanca, 2455 nucleotides long. RefSeq names its product zinc finger protein 436-like. Gene Ontology annotation, molecular function: RNA polymerase II cis-regulatory region sequence-specific DNA binding; DNA-binding transcription repressor activity, RNA polymerase II-specific. Bases 49 to 2442 code for a protein of 797 amino acids. The transcript has 7 exons. Gene Ontology annotation, cellular component: nucleoplasm. Gene Ontology annotation, biological process: regulation of transcription by RNA polymerase II. NCBI's taxonomy places the organism in Eukaryota, Metazoa, Chordata, Actinopteri, Siluriformes, Trichomycteridae. The record is from RefSeq and is a predicted model, not a curated record.